ACCCUUUCUCCUCUUCCGUCCUGACGCUAUGGCCUCAUCGCCUCCGACAGCAUCGCUGAGCAACAAGCUCAUACGAAUCCUCCAAUCCCCCUUUAGCAAUCGCCUCAGACCCGGACGGCGCACAACUACCGAUGACUUGGAAUCUGGUGACGGAGAGAGCGCGAAUAUCGAACGAGGGCAUAAUGUGGCGAUAGGCGACGAUAAUGUGGGAUUCCUUACCAUGCAUGCCAAGGACGGUGUCCUCAUACCCUCACAGGGAGACUCAACUGCACCCCGAGCAAGGACAGGCUUGUCAAGAGACCCAGCUACCCCUGCCGCGGACGUGCGUUUGGGGACUGUUUCCUCACAGGAACCCUGGCGCGUCGGUGAUCGCAAGUUCCGAAAUAUGCCAGUAGACGAGGACGAAGCCUGGACUUGCAUGGCGACGCUGGUCUACAAGGACGACUCGACGACAUGCCAGAUAUAUCGCGAGGAGAUAGACACCCUUAUGGUCUUUGCUGGUCUCUUCUCGGGCGUCGUCACUGCGUUUAUUAUCGAGUCGUAUAAGUGGCUCUUGGAAGAGCCAGAGGAUCUCUCCGCGGAGUACCUGAGGCAAAUCCUUGCUCUCCUCGCGAACACAACGGUACCGACCAUUGUUCAGGCGAGUGGGCGGCCAACCCUGCCGGACAACAUUGUGUCGAUCAUCAACGGCUUCUGGUUCACCAGCUUGACGCUAAGUCUCUCCUCCGCCCUCAUCGGCAUCGUGUCAAAGCAAUGGCUUCGCGAAUACUUGCGUGACCCUGGGCUCUCUAACCAGACCAACCUUGGGGUUCGUCAGGUUAAACACGAAGGUCUGUCCAAGUGGUAUGUCAAUGCCGUCAUCACCUCGAUUCCCCUUCUGCUGCAAAUCGCGUUGUUUGUCUUCCUCGCCGGCGUCAACUAUCUCCUUUGGCAUCUGCAAUCAAAAGUGGCCGGCGCGAUAAGCGCCUUCAGCCUGAUCAUCUUGGUUUUCUUCAUUACUACCACGGUUCUUCCUGCGGUGCAGUACAUCCUGGCAUGGUUCGGACGCUUGCAGCUGCACAAGACGAGCCAAGUCCCUUUCAAAUCUGCGCAGUCUUUGCUAUUCCUGCAGAUGACCGUCCUCAUCAUGAACUGCGGGGCAUGGGCGUAUCAGACCUUCAUCACUUUGAAGGGCUUUCAGCCUGAUUGGACUUUUGUGGCACCCUUUCAGUCGUACGCUACUUGGUCGCAAUUGGACCUUGACUGGACUCGUCGUCGUGACGAGGCUGCGCGAUGGAACGACGAGCCAACGUCCGUUGGCCUGUGUGUAGGAUUUGUGGAGCUGAACUUCGAGCAUCGGCUCCUGCGUGAUUGGAUUUGGUGCUGCCUCUGGACUUUGAAGGAUUAUGCUGUCAACACCAAAUAUGUUCUCCAGUGCGUCAGGCGUAUCCCGACGAUUAAGUCCAAUUUCCCUUCGCCAGACCAAGAUCCCCUUGCUGCCGAGGUUUUCCCUCUCUUGAACUCGAGCGUCGUCUCGCAAGGCACCUCGGAGUUGGUGCUCCAUAUGUUGCUGGACUCGACCAGUGCAGCAUAUGUCGAGCAUAUCAUUCGCAUAUACAAUAGCUUGGGACACCUCGGAUUGGAGGACAUCCCUAUCCUGCUCUACGACAAGUUGCGUAACACCUUGCAAGCCAUGCCUGGAGAGGCCACCAACGCAGAAACUCGCUUGCAGCUAUUCUAUGUCGCGCAGGAUAUAUUGCGACGGAGUCGCCACACAGAGCGCCUUUAUGGUCCCUUCCUCAAGCUCAUCACGGCUAUCAUCGUCCAUCUGAGCGAAGGCGAAGUCCGGAAUGUAACGCCUGCGCUGUACUCUUCCCGUGAUCUCAGCUUGGAUUUCAGCGUCGACAUCUUGGAAUGGCUGGAGCGGUACCCCAAUGCCGGCGAGAAUUGGGGAGAAUAUAAGUCGCGUGUCAUUUGGUCAGCGCAGGCCGCCGUCUUGCUCGCGCGCCGAAUUGCGUCUUUCAAACCGCUCGUUGAUCCUGACAACAUACCGACAUAUCAUGCUCGCUUCCCAUGCGUCUAUGCUCUGGUGCAACGCGUAUAUACAGAGCUGCGCUCUAUACCUGCCGAGACUCAGUCGACAUGGGAGCCAGAUAAGCCGACCACGGAGAUAGAAUUCGUUCAGGUUAAGUUGGCUCUGGACGUUGCCCGUGAGGAAGCGGACGCCCAAUCAUCUCAAGCAGCUGCUACAGUAAGCUUGAGACCGACCGCGACAGUGGUAGAGAGGGCAGCAACUCCUACGAACGAGAGUAGGAUGUCACCGGAUCAUACCAGGCAGCGCGGCGUACACUGGAACGAGGAGCUCCUUCGAGAUGAUGUUACUGCAGACUUUUCCGUUGAGGCCACACCCUCAGAACCCUCUCCGAUCGACGGAACCAGAACGUUUCGACAACCUUCAAUCAGCCAAGACCCCGAACCAUUGACCCGCGGUAGCGCCGUACCAAGUACAGCUGGGCGAAGCUCUGACGAUGCGCCGCCCGCCAUGAGACAUACUAUAGCGAGUCGCGACCACGCUCAGACGACAGCGAGACAGGACUCAGGCAGCCUGACGGCUGUCAGCUACGACUCUGGUCAGAGCAAGGCGAGCCAGAAUGACGCACAGGCCGGAGCGUUCGCAAACCAGGAGUCCUUUUCAACGAUGUCUUACCCUUCCCGAAGCGUCUCAAAAUCCCCGGAGGGCAUAGUCGUCGACCGGGAUGCGCUGCCGUUAGCUGGUAGCGCGAAGGAUACGCAUUCGCGAGAACGCGAGUCUUCAGCGCCGUCGGGAACGAAGAUCGCUUCGCCUUUGCGAGCGAGCAGUUCGGCACCUAGAAUUGAAGGAGGUACUUGGCCUCCGCGUGUGAACGACCCGGUCAUUCUUCCCGAGUCCUCGCAAGAAGCGGAGCCUCUGCAGCACGAGAGUGAUGCCAUGAUUUCGGAGAUCAACGAAACUCUACCAUGGAAAGUCAACUUCGCCGACUUGGAGGGGAGUACUGCUUCUUCUCUUGGAAGACGUACCUCGCAUGCACGGAACGGCUGCAUCGAGCCUUCACUGGAAAGCGACGGACCUCCAUCCCCCGUUGACCAAGCAGGGAUGUCGACCGAUCCGCGUCCGCCUGCGAGUGAUACGACAUCCCGAGUGAGAACCAAUCCCCGAGACGUAGUGGUCGGCCAGCUGCUCGACGCGAGAGUUACCUCUCGUCUAGACGAAGGCAGGGAUAGAGGCAAUACGUCGAUCCGGAAGGGUCACUGUGCGCCUUCAGUUACGGAAGACGACCCGACGCUACUCUCCAAGGAGACGUCGAUCUCUCACCGAGACGGCACACUGCCUGCGAACAGGAGGACUUCACAAUCGAGAACCAGCGUAUGCCUCCCAUCACCCGACACCACAUCCCCGAGCUCCUUCUCCCGAGAGGAGCCCACACCGCCAUCCCCAAAGCGCGCUAUCCCGUCCCCGCAAGGCAGCGACUCCCCGCUCGAGCGAGUGAGCACCCCCCAGCCUGGCGCAGGAAAUGACCUUCCGCCAAGCCAACAGAGCAAUCUUCCGCCUGCCUGGACUGGCUCAAAACCACGCUGGCGGCUAUGAGCGGACACUAUUCGACAGUAGAGUCGAAGUGUUGGAAAGUAGGAACGGCUUGGCGGCAAAGGGC
This is a messenger RNA of Schizophyllum commune H4-8, 3668 nucleotides long. RefSeq lists its product as uncharacterized. The record is from RefSeq and is a predicted model, not a curated record. Bases 29 to 3604 code for a protein of 1191 amino acids. The transcript has 8 exons. Lineage: Eukaryota; Fungi; Basidiomycota; Agaricomycetes; Agaricales; Schizophyllaceae.